AUGCAUACAUCGGCUUUUAGCCACUUCUUCUCUUUCCUCUUCUUCUCUAUCUUCUUCUUUUUCUCCUUCUGCUUCUUCUUUUUCACCUUCUUUUUCUACUCCUCCUUCUUAGGCUUCUUUUCCUGUUUCUUCUUUUUCUUCUCCUUUUUUCUUAUUUUUUACCUCUUCCUUCUUUUUUUUUUCGUCUUCUUCUCUUUCUCCUCCUUUUUCUCCUCCUUUUCUACUGUUUCUUCUUCUUCUUCUUCUUCUUCUUCUUCUUCUUCUUCUUCUCGUCCUUCUUCUUUUGCUCCUUUUCCUUCUUUUUCUUCUUCUUUCUCAUCUUCUGCUUCCUUUUUCUUUUUUCUCUCUCCUCCUCCUUCUUCUUCUACUGCUGCAUUUUCUUCUUCUUCUUCUCCUUCUUGUCCUUGUUUUCUUCUAUGUAACAUUUUUUCAUUUUCCAACUUGACCGUUUUCUACUCUGUCAUUUUUUUUUCUUUUUCCUUCACCUCAUUUGUCUUCUGUUUUUUCCUUCUUCAUCUUCGUCUUUCUACAGAGUUUUUAACGGCUUUUUCUCGUUCAAUGUCUUCUUUUUUUUCUCUUAAUUUUCUUCUCACUUAUCAUUCUUUUCUCUAA
Messenger RNA from Acanthosepion pharaonis, 612 nucleotides. The record is from the annotation of a GenBank genome assembly. NCBI's taxonomy places the organism in Eukaryota, Metazoa, Mollusca, Cephalopoda, Sepiida, Sepiidae.